UGAAACAUGGAAAACGAAAAGGAUAUAAAUACCAUUGAAAAAAUAGAAAAUGGCACACAAUGUAUAAACAUGUGUGAACAGAAGACUUGUUACAAUGUUGAUAACAAAUUAUCGGAAUUAAAUCCGAAUUUGAGUAAACGUCAAUUAAAAAAAGUAAAAAAAAGAGAAAAAUGGUUGGAACGAAAGAUUGAACUAAGAUUACGAGAACGAGAGAAAGCAAGACAAAAACGAGCAUUUGCUCGUGCAAACAAUAUAGAUCUUGGGCCAUCUAGGAAAGCUUUAAAGAGAAGUACAAUGGCAGAUAGCAGUUGUAAAAUUGGAGUAACUAUUGAUUUGUCUUUUGAUGAUUUAAUGAUUGAUAAGGAUAUUGCAAAAUUAACUAAGCAAAUACUAAGAUGUUAUACUUUGAAUAGACGAGCUAUUGCACCAAUGCAAUUUUCCCUUACCAGUUUUAAUGGAAAAUCUAAAGCAGACAUGCAAAAGCAUAAUGGAUAUGAACAUUGGGAUGUAAAAUUUCAUGCAAAACCAUAUUUAAAUAUUUAUUUAAAGGAGAAAAUUAUAUAUCUUACUAGUGAGUCAGAAAAUGUUAUCAGUCAUCUAGAACAAGAUAGUGUGUACGUUAUAGGUGGUCUUGUUGACCAUAAUAGUCAUAAGGGUUUUUGCCAUAAAUUAGCCAAACAAGCUGGAAUAAGACAUGGCAGAUUACCUUUAGACAAAUUUUUGCGCAUGAAAGCAAGAAAAGUUUUAACUGUUGAUCAUGUAUUUGAGAUUUUACUCAGAGUCAGUGAAGGAAAAACGUGGCAAGAAGCAUUUUUACAGGUUUUACCAGAAAGGAAGAAUGCGCAACCCAUUGUACCAUCAGUAGAAAAUAAAGGUACAUCAAACAUUUAUGAUGAAGAGAAAAGCAUUCUUCAUGCAGAUGAUGAAAUAAAAUCAAAAGUUACAAUUAAUGAACUUGGAAACACUAAUGGUGUAUGUUUUAUAAAAAGUACAUAUGUGUACACUGAUUAA
Habropoda laboriosa is the source of this 1011-nucleotide messenger RNA. Its product is annotated as tRNA methyltransferase 10 homolog A. Lineage: Eukaryota; Metazoa; Arthropoda; Insecta; Hymenoptera; Apidae. The transcript is spliced from 6 exons. Gene Ontology annotation, biological process: tRNA N1-guanine methylation. The coding region runs from base 7 to 1011 and encodes 334 amino acids. The record is from RefSeq and is a predicted model, not a curated record. Gene Ontology annotation, cellular component: nucleus; nucleoplasm. Gene Ontology annotation, molecular function: tRNA binding.